AUGCCACCAGCAGCACAACCACGCCCGCCACAAUGGGAUGCAAUGGCAAAACAUGAAUUCGCGCAAUAUGUCCUCGAGGAAAAAGGGUCAUACUUUCCGAGCUUAGCUGAGAUGAAAGCUAGUGGACCGCCGAGAGACACAGUUGACGGCCUUCAGAGAAGCAUCAACGAGAAGCAGAGCGAGUUCACAAAUGAUCUAGACAAGCUAUACCAGCAUCAGGCUCAGCGAUACCUCGAUGAUGCGUAUGAUCGCUAUCUAUCGUUCGAAGAGGCCGAAUGCGUUGUCAUGUCCAAUAAGCCUCCUUCAACUCUUCCCAACUUCAGGGAUUUUUAUCUACAGCAGCGUCGCUUCCUUUCCGGAGGCACGAGAAGUGGGAAGAGCACAGAUCCCAUCGCGCCCUCAGGUGUGUUCAGCGAUGAGGUUGCUCAAUACACCGCCGCACACUACAAAUCUGUUCAUCCCUUGCAAGACCGUUUGGCCCGAGCAACGAAAAAUGAGGAAGAACUGCGACGAAGACGGGAAGCGAUGUUUCCCGCCACAAUAGGAGACUAUCGCUCGAUACGGAACAAAGACGUUCAGCUACGAAUAGCCAGAUUCUUGACGGCAGAUUCCACCAUACAGGGUAAAAUGAUGACAGAAUUCAAUUGGGCCUGGAGACAGACGAAGCCGCUCCAGGAUGAGUACCUCCACGACGAUGCAUUCAAAGCUGAGGUGCAGACGAGGGUGAAAGAUGUUGAGGUAAGGGACCCGAGGAGAAAGCCGUCGGCGCCGCAAUUGGGAUGA
Messenger RNA from Stereum hirsutum FP-91666 SS1, 783 nucleotides. RefSeq lists its product as uncharacterized. The transcript has 4 exons. The record is from RefSeq and is a predicted model, not a curated record. NCBI's taxonomy places the organism in Eukaryota, Fungi, Basidiomycota, Agaricomycetes, Russulales, Stereaceae. The coding region runs from base 1 to 783 and encodes 260 amino acids.